Molecule: messenger RNA, 2889 nt
Organism: Neoarius graeffei (lesser salmon catfish)
Lineage: Eukaryota; Metazoa; Chordata; Actinopteri; Siluriformes; Ariidae
Gene: me3
Product: malic enzyme 3, NADP(+)-dependent, mitochondrial
Exons: 15
Coding region: 177-2033 (618 amino acids)
Biological process (GO): pyruvate metabolic process; malate metabolic process
Cellular component (GO): mitochondrion
Molecular function (GO): malate dehydrogenase (decarboxylating) (NADP+) activity; NAD binding; malate dehydrogenase (decarboxylating) (NAD+) activity
Source: RefSeq, a predicted model, not a curated record
UUAGAGCAUUAGGACGUGAAGGCGUCAAUGUCAAACAAGCUGGAGUCGGUAGUUCCAGCUGCUUCAUCCUUGAUCUGUAAACAACAAAACGAUAAGUAACUUCCGCCUGAAGUCAUAUGUGAUUUUAAGCUGUUAUACAGGAUAGAAAGCAAGGUGAUUGGGAUUUCUCAGGAACCAUGAACUCUCUGUCUGGAAAGAGUGUGCUGUCUCUGUGUAGACAGACCACCAAGUCCAUCCGCCUGUUGGCCAACAGCACUCCAUCUAUUCCUUUGGGUCAUGGACUCACCAGGCCACUGUUAGUUGUGCAGAGAGUAUGCCACUCAGCUGCAAACUCCAAACCUGGCAGCAUCAGGACCAAAAAGCGAGGUUAUGACAUCACAAGGAACCCCCACCUCAAUAAGGGCAUGGCAUUUACUCUGGAGGAGAGGCUCCAGCUGGGCAUCCAUGGCCUCCUGCCUCCAUGCUUUCUCUCCCAAGACGUCCAAGUACUCCGUGUCAUGAAGAGCUAUGAGACACGUACAAACCCCCUUGACAAAUACAUUUUGUUGAUGACCCUGCAGGACAGGAAUGAAAAGCUCUUUUAUCGUUUGUUGACCUCUGACAUUGAGGAAUUUAUGCCUAUAGUUUACACUCCCACUGUGGGACUGGCGUGCCAGCAGUAUGGCCUGGCAUUCAGGAGACCACGAGGACUUUUUAUUACCAUUCAUGACAAGGGCCACAUAGCCACUAUGUUGAACUCAUGGCCAGAAGAGAACAUCAAGGCCAUUGUGGUAACCGAUGGUGAGAGGAUCCUGGGGCUUGGAGACCUGGGUAGCUAUGGAAUGGGUAUUCCAGUGGGCAAGCUGGCUCUCUACACAGCCUGUGGAGGUGUGCACCCUCAGCAGUGCCUGCCUGUGCUGCUGGAUGUGGGUACUGACAAUGAGGCUCUUUUGAAUGAUCCCUUGUACAUUGGACUGAAGCACAAGCGGGUGAGAGGAAAAGAAUAUGAUGACCUUAUUGAUGAGUUCAUGCAGGCUGUCACGGAGAAAUAUGGAAUGAACUGUCUGAUUCAGUUUGAGGAUUUUGCCAACAGCAAUGCAUUCCGCAUUCUUAACAAGUACCGCAACCGUUACUGCACCUUCAAUGAUGACAUCCAAGGAACCGCAUCGGUGGCUGUUGCUGGCAUUCUUGCUGCUCUGAAGAUCACCAAGAACAAACUAUCUGAUCACACUUUUGUGUUUCAAGGAGCAGGAGAGGCUGCUAUGGGUAUUGCUCAUCUGCUCACCAUGGCCAUGGCUAAGGAGGGAGUGUCCCAUACUGAUGCUGUCAAGAAGAUAUGGAUGGUGGACUCUAAAGGACUAAUCGUUAAGGGCAGAAGUCACUUGAACCAUGAGAAAGAAGAGUUUGCCCAUGAACAUCCUCAUAUAAAGACCCUGGAGGAGGUGGUGAAGACUAUUAAGCCUACAGCUAUUAUUGGUGUUGCGGCGAUUGCUGGCGCUUUCACGGAGAACAUUAUAAAGGACAUGGCGUCUUUCAGUGAAAGACCCAUCAUAUUUGCUCUCAGCAAUCCCACCAGUAAAGCAGAGUGCACUGCGGAGCAGUGUUACACGCUCACAGAGGGACGUGGAAUCUUUGCCAGUGGUAGCCCUUUCAAAAAGGUGACUCUUUCAGAUGGGCGCACUUUCUACCCAGGCCAGGGUAACAACUCUUAUGUAUUCCCUGGUCUUGCACUGGGUGUCAUUGCCUGCGGGGUUCGUCAUAUAUCGGAUGACGUUUUCCUCACCACAGCAGAGGCAAUAGCUGACAUGGUUACAGAGGAACAUUUGGCUGAAGGAAGAUUAUACCCCCCUCUCAGCACUAUCAGAGAAGUGUCCUUUAAGAUAGCCACGAAGGUUGUGGAUUAUGCCUAUAAACAUGAUAUUGCUUCAUGGUAUCCUGAGCCCAAGGAUAAAGAAGCCUUUGUGUUGUCACAUGUCUACAGUGCUGACUAUGACUCCUUUACACUGGACUCCUAUACAUGGCCCAAGGAGGCCAUGACGGUUCAGGAUGUGUAGCUUCUCUGGCUGCUUGCCUCUCAGAGGGAGCCACAUAUCAGCACCCUGCCUCAGCUCGACCUUGCUUUUAUAUUCAUAAUAUUUUUAUUUUUUUCCUUUACUAUAUCUAGACUUUUGGCUAGUUGAAAUUAAGACCCGACCCCCCGGAACCAUUGCCCUUGUUUGCAGGUGCCACAGGAUCUGCCUGCAUAAUUCAUUAAAUGCUAAAGACAGAACCAGUAGCAAUACAGUCUCCAAAACAAUAGCACAUAACUUUUUAAAUAGCCAACUAUAAAUUUUAUGCCACUCCAUGAUCAUCUCCCCAGUGUUUUGACUGUGCACUCCAGUCUACUUGCAUUAGAUUGCUCUUUUUAAAAACACUCCUUUGUUAUAUGAUAGUCCUCCUGCAUUAUCUUCUUUUAAGUUGCUAGUAUGUAUUUAGGAAUAUAUAUCUGUACCCAGUUCCUACCAGUAGGAACAAACUUGAAGUGUAUUUGUUUUCAACCUUGGCUCAUACUCUGCUCCACUUUUUUGCUGUUACUGUAAAAUCCACUGUCUGUCUUGCCAUAUGGAUUAUGCCAAAGGAUGGCUUGUAUCAGAUGUUUAAAUACAGUUGUAGUGAUAUAUUUUUUUUUUUUUGAGCUCAAAAGGUUAUUUAUAUUAAGAUGUACCCUAUAAGUCCUGUGUGGAUGGCGAAGAAAUUUGUAGUACUGCGCUGAGUGCAAUUUGAAGGAUUGUUGCUAUCUAUCACUGUAUGGACAUUCUGUGCUUAUUACUAGUACACUACAAAUGAAUUCUAUUUUCAGAUAUUCAAUGAAGAGCAAACAACGGUUUUGAAUAAAUAAAUUCACACUUGUAGUGAUGAAAUAUCUGAAAA